GCAGUGUACUUUUGACAGCGCUACGUCAAACGUGUUGUGAUGUAGUAUUUUGUGAGGCGAGUUUUAGCAAACUAUUGCAGUAUUGAUGUUAAAUUAUUUUUAAAAAUUAAAAUUGAGAGACAGAGCUGCAAAAUUAACCAAAUUUUUUUCGUCUUCAAAGCAGUAAAAAUGAAAGUAUAAUUCGAAUCGUAAAAUAUCCUAUUGUUUCACCGCUGCUUUAUUUGGAUAACAAAUCCUAAUGACGUGGAAAACUGAUUAGACAUCCUGCGAUCAGCUUGCAGUAUCAUAAAUAUAUUGGAUCUAUUUCUGUUAUAGAAUAGUAUUAAAUUUACCUUAAAAAUGUUCGAGAUAAGUGACACACAAAAAAUCGGAGUUGGACUGGCGGGUUUUGGGGUAGCUUUUUUAUUUCUAGGGGUUUUGCUUCUUUUUGAUAAGGGUCUACUAGCCAUUGGAAACAUACUUUUUAUUUGUGGAUUAGCCUGCGUAAUUGGGUUAGAGCGGACAUUUAGGUUUUUCUUUCAGAAGCACAAAGUAAAAGCUUCGAUUGCAUUUUUCGGUGGCAUAGUGAUCGUUCUGCUGGGAUAUCCGCUGAUCGGUAUGUUGAUCGAAACCUACGGAUUUAUUUUGCUGUUUAGCGGCUUCUUCCCGGUAGCCAUUAAUUUUUUGCGAAGGGUGCCGGUGUUAGGCAGCUUUCUAAAUAUGCCCGGUGUCAGUAAGGUUGUGGAUCGACUUGCUGGAGACUCGAAUCGAACUACGGUAUGAUAGCGCUAAGGUCACUAGUUUAGUAAAGUUUUUUUUGUAAGAAAUGGAAUCCUCUGCUACCUAAAGGGAGCUUAACUCUAACACGUCAAUCACCUGCUGGAAAAGUGUCAUUAGUUUGACGAAAUACUUCUAAAGAAAUGUUGUGAUGUACAUGACCAAAACUGUUUUGUUAUUCAUACUUCGAGUCCUUGGCACUUCACUAAGUAGUUCUUCAACUGAUUAUUAUAUUAUUAUGUACAAAAAAUAUUGUUUUCGCUCAGGCGAAUUAGCAGCAUUUUAAUUGGCAAAUAAGUUCAAUUGAGAUUCGCAAUAGGUUGGAAGCGAUGAAAAUAACUUCCCGCUGAUUGUAUUUCGUGCUGCAUUAAACUAUUACUAAUUGUGAAAUAUUAUUUUUCAAACAA
Wyeomyia smithii (pitcher-plant mosquito) is the source of this 1163-nucleotide messenger RNA. RefSeq names its product vesicle transport protein GOT1B. NCBI's taxonomy places the organism in Eukaryota, Metazoa, Arthropoda, Insecta, Diptera, Culicidae. The record is from RefSeq and is a predicted model, not a curated record. The transcript is spliced from 4 exons. Gene Ontology annotation, cellular component: membrane; endoplasmic reticulum. The coding region runs from base 340 to 762 and encodes 140 amino acids. Gene Ontology annotation, biological process: endoplasmic reticulum to Golgi vesicle-mediated transport; retrograde transport, endosome to Golgi.